AUGACGUCAUAUUAUCGUUUGUGACGUUUUAUGUGGACGGAUAUUUGCUUUGCACAGAUUUCAGCUUGAUCAAGAUGAUGUCUUACAAUAUUGCAUACAUCGUAGCUUGUGUGAUCAUUUUUGCUGUUUACGCAGCGCCGUUAGAAAAAGGAAACAUUGAGAAGUCUUCCGAUGAUUCAUUACGAGAUAAGAGAAGUUCAGAGUUAUUUCCUUUGGACCAUGAGAACAAAAUAGCAGAAGAGGACAAUAAAAUAGAUGAUGCACUGGAGGAUAAUGUACAACGCAGAAACUCCGACGAAAACAACAAGGAUUUAGAUUUGGACUCGGCAAAAACAAAUGAUGCUGCUGGUGAGAAUAGUAUGGAGAAAAGGGAUAUCGAUGAUGAAGAUGGUGAUGAUUUAGAAAAGAGAGAAGAUGAGGAUGCUGCUGACAAUGCUUUAGAGAAAAGAGAAGAUACUGAUGAUGAUGACAAUGAUGAUGAUUUAGAGAAAAGGGAUGAUGAAGAUGAUGAUGGAGAUGAUGAUUUAGAGAAAAGGGAUGCUGAUGAUGACGACGAUGAUGAUUUAGAAAAGAGGGAUGCUGAUGAUGACGAUGAUGAUUUAGAAAGAAGGGAUGCUGAUGAUGAAGACGAUGAUGAUUUAGAAAAGAGGGAUGCUGAUGAUGACGAUGAUGAUGAUUUAGAAAAGAGGGAUGCUGAUGAUGACGAUGAUGAUGAUUUAGAAAAGAGGGAUGCUGAUGAUGACGAUGAUGAUGAUUUAGAAAACAGGAAUAUGGAUAGUGAAGAAGAUUUAGAAAAAAGAGAUGAUGACGAUAAUGAUGAUGAUGAUGAUGAAUUAGAAAAAAGAGGUGAUGAUGAUGAGGAUGAAGAUGAUGAAUUAGAGAAAAGGGGUGAUGAUGAUGAAGAGGAUGAUGAUGAUUUAGAGAAAAGGGGUGAUGAUGAUGAUGAUGAUGACAAUGAUGAUUUAGAAAAAAGAGAAGAUGAUGAUGACAACAAUGAAGAUAAAAGAGAAACUGCUGGAAUAGAUGUUGAUGAUGAAGAUGAGGAGGAAGAUAUUGAUGUAAGUGGACAAUCAAAAAGAAGUGCUUCUGAGACUGAAUCUGAUGUUGAUAUAGAAAAACGUGAUGUUUCCAAUGUCCAAAGAGUAAAACGUGAUAUUAACGAUGAAAUAGAAGAUGAAGAUGUAAACGACGAAGACAUUCAGGACGAAACAUUACGGGAGGUCAAUGAAGAUGAUGAUGAAGAUAUUGACUUUGAAGGUAUGGACAAUAAUAACAUCGAAAUAAGAAACGCUGAUGAUGAUGAGGAUAGUGACGAGAACAGUAGGGAUGGUGAGGACAAUGAGGAAACAGAGGAUAUUGCCAGCAAUGAGGAGGGGAAAUUAACAAGAGGGGCAUCAAAUGAAGCAACAAAUAUCGAGUCAGGUGAAGAUAAAGGAACAAGGGCGGCAGAAGAUAAGGAUGGCACUAAAUCAGGGAGCUUUGACAAACUGAUGGAGGAACUGCAAGACUUGACUUCCAACACAAACAGUGAAAGCAAACGGGAAGAUUCAGCAAGUGUGGACAGUAACGCAGAAAAGAGGGGUGAUAAUAACCAAGGGGGUCCUAAUACUACUUUAUCAGCAGAGCAGAUCCAACAGGAGAUAAACAAAUUAUUGAAACAGACCAAAUAACUGAAAAUG
Saccostrea cuccullata (small rock oyster) is the source of this 1679-nucleotide messenger RNA. RefSeq names its product coiled-coil domain-containing protein 1-like. The record is from RefSeq and is a predicted model, not a curated record. The transcript is spliced from 3 exons. Lineage: Eukaryota; Metazoa; Mollusca; Bivalvia; Ostreida; Ostreidae. Bases 75 to 1670 code for a protein of 531 amino acids.